Molecule: messenger RNA, 6955 nt
Organism: Anarrhichthys ocellatus (wolf-eel)
Lineage: Eukaryota; Metazoa; Chordata; Actinopteri; Perciformes; Anarhichadidae
Gene: znf142
Product: zinc finger protein 142
Exons: 8
Coding region: 619-5904 (1761 amino acids)
Biological process (GO): regulation of transcription by RNA polymerase II
Cellular component (GO): nucleus
Molecular function (GO): RNA polymerase II cis-regulatory region sequence-specific DNA binding; DNA-binding transcription activator activity, RNA polymerase II-specific
Source: RefSeq, a predicted model, not a curated record
CUCAAUCGUGGGUUCCUAGCUCGUGUUAUCUUAACAUUAUUUUUGCUCCUAAGCUAAGAUGCCAACUCAACUAAAUAAAUAAAGAUACAUGUGUUGGCGACUAGCAUAGUGUAUGCAUGUUACUGUAAAGACUGUGCGGACCGCAACGGCGAAAUGAAUUGGUAGCAGGAACUGUUAGCGGUUAGCGACCAAAUUAACAAGAAGCUAACGAUAGCUCAGUUAUCGGGGAUGCUGUUAGCGUAUUGAUACCAUUUUAUACCAUCAUAUAGAAACAGACCGCGGAAACCCAGGCAGUAGGUUGAUAUUCUGUUUGUACCUUACAGUCUGUGGUUUGUCCUGCAAGAAUAGAGCUGAUCUAAUGUUCAUCACCUAACUAGUAAAGAAAAUACAAGGCAACAGAGAGUAAAUUAGGCCCUAAUAUAAUGAAAACACAAUUUAUUAUACUAAGCUAAGUUACUGUAUAUAUUGUAGUCGGCUCAGUCCGAUGAUGUCUGUUUAUGCAUUGAGAGGAAUCGCAGUAUUUCGUGAACCAUAAAUUCAAUGCAAAAAAAGUGUUUGGCAUGCUGUUUUUAAAUCUGUCCAAUUGUAACUAAAUGCUGUUUUUCUUUUCCAGACACAAUGGAGACCGUGGAACCUCAUGGAUGUGAAAAAUGUGGGCAGAGUUUCUCAGACAGUGGCUUGUUUACCUCGCACCCCUGUUCAGAAAGGCCAACCACUCCAUCCAUUAAAUUAAAGGUGGAGAACUACAAAUGUUCUCAGUGCAGUGAGGUUUUUUCUGAGCCGGGCAUCCUGAAGCGCCACUUCAAAAUCACCCACAGUGGGCGCGACCCUGAAGGCCCAUUCCCCUGCACUGAGCCAGGCUGUCAGUUCAGCAGUGCAGGCCGUCAGGAAUAUCAAGCCCACUUGAUGUCCACACAUGGUCUCACUCUUGUUCCUUGCAACCUCCGGUCCUGCAAAGUGUCUUUCCUCACACAGGGUGAGAUGGAGAGACACUUGCGGGGCCACAUGCCCUUCGGCUGCUUUCAGUGUCAGUUUGUCACUCUAAAUGUUGAAGACCUGAAUGACCACCUGGUGGAGCACAACCAUCAGCCACCUUGCGCUCAAGAGAACGAGACAGCGGCCACGGUAUGCACAAAUGGAAGCAACCAGCCUCAGGCAUCCGGCAGGCCGAAGAGAAAGCUAAUCCCCAAACCAGUUUAUGCAUCAUCGUUAACAGAAGACGGGAAUGAGGAACCGCCUGAGCAGCAAAGGCGCAAUAUUAAAAGAGUGAGAAAGGCAGUGGAAAGAGACAAACCAUCAGCAGUGGACGCUGCAUCGCCACCAUCCAAAGAGUACCUUGCGGAGGGAUCAGAGCAUACCUAUCACACCCACACCUGCCCCAAGUGUCGACGCUGCUUCAAGAUGCGCUCCCACCUGCAGGAGCACCUCCAUUUACAUUUUCCCGACCCCAGCCUCCAGUGUCCCAACUGCAAGCGCUACUUCACCAGCAAGAGCAAGCUACGCAUACACAGUCUCCGUGAGGCGGGCAACAAGGUUCACCGUUGCCACUUGUGUGAAUAUUCUGCCGUGGAGCGGAACGCCAUCCGCCGCCACCUUGCCAGCGUGCAUGCCGAUGAGGUAGAGGAUGGCGUGAGCGGUCACAGCUAUCCCUGCCCCACCUGUGGUCAAAGCUUUCGCCAGAGCAGGUCGCUUAAGGCCCACAUGAAGACGCACAACAUCCUGUCGGGCAGCAAGCCAGUGGCCUGCUUCCAAGGGGGUUGUUCUUUCAAGAGUUCUUUGCACAAAGAACUUCUUCGACACACUGCCGAGGUGCACGGCGUCAGGGCUGUAGGGUGUCGUCAUCACGCCUGUGGCGCCGUCUUCCAAAGUGAGACGGACAUGGAGGCUCAUUAUCGGACGCACCUCGCCUACCACUGCUCACAGUGUGAUUUCUCUUGUUCCAAUAAGACCGUCUUCCUCCAGCACCACCGGCACGGUCACCCAGGAAACGACGAGCUUUGCUGUGACUUUUGCUCCUUCGCCACAUUUAACCCCGUGGAGUUCGAGCAGCACAUUGGACAUUUGCACGCCAACGAGAAGAUCCAUCGCUGCUCUCAGUGCAGCCACGUGACCUCGCACAAACGGGGCUUGAAGCGCCACAUGCUGAUGCACAGCGGUGAGAAGCCCCACAAGUGUAGCCUGUGUGACUUCAGAUGCCGAGAUGAGUCGUACCUCUCUAAACAUAUGCUCACUCACUCAGACGACAAGAACUUUAUGUGUGCUGAAUGUGGAUAUGUCACUAAAUGGAAGCACUAUCUGAAUGUCCAUAUGAGGAAACAUGCUGGAGACCUCAGGUAUAAGUGUGACCAGUGCCCCUACCGCUGUCACCGCAUGGACCAGCUCAAUAGCCACAAGUUCCGACAUCAGGCCAAAUCACUAAUGUGCGAGAUCUGCGCAUAUGCCUGCAAGCGCAAAUAUGAGCUCCGCAACCACAUGUUGGCCAAACACUCUGGUGAGGAGAAACCGCCGUCUUUCUUGAAGUGCAAAUACUGCACGUACACUACCUGCUACAGACAAGCCCUUCAAAACCAUGAGAACUGCAAACACACCAAGCUGAAAGAGUUCCGGUGUGCCCUCUGCUUCUAUUCAUCUUUCAGCAGCAUCAGCCUCUUUCUGCACAAGAGGAAAGCUCAUGGCUACGUCCCCGGGGACAAAGCGUGGCUAGAGAACUACGCUGCAAAGGAGAAGGAGAGGAACUCAACUGGGUUCUUGCAGGAUUUUUAUGAAAAGCCCUCAGCAGUUCACGAGCAGUCUGAACCAUCCACUUCUGAAGGACCUCCACCUUCUCAAAGAGAACAGUCUGAUCUUCCUGGCUCAGCAGAUCACGGUGCCAGCAAAGGAUCCCUAGCUGGUUCAGAAACUGUGGAUGCUUUUGAUGUUGUUUCUCAAGAGGUUGUUAAUGAAGGUGUUUCUGACAAUCCUUCACCUGUGAACAGCCCCGAGGAGUACUGUACUCUCGUCUUAACGACACUAUCAACCACAGACUAUCAGACCUCCUCUUUGCAGAGUCAGGAAGGACACUGCACAAAUCAAACUCCAAGCAUGGCCAAUUUAAAUUGUAAUGGCUUUGACAUAUCCCAAGAGAAGGCAGACUCCUCUACAUCUUUAUCAGAGGAAGACAACAUAGCAAUGGCAGAUGCAGAACGUGAACAAAGUGACUUAGAUGACAACUGUGUGCCUCGGAAUAAUACAAGUCAACCAGUUGAACCGAGGGAGUGUCGAACAUCUGAGGUGGAGAAUGACGGUGGAUCAAUUGCUUCCACGUUUCCAUCCGAGCAGAAUAAGCCAUUGGAAUCUGAGAUCCGACUGAAAGCUAUGAAGAAGCACGACAAGGACCAAGCAGAUGCCAUGGUUUUGGAGGGAAGGGUGCAGAUGCUUGUGGUGCCAACCAAAGACGUCCAUCGAUGCGACAAGUGUUCCUAUGUAACCAGCAAGGAGAGCGCUUUGAAGCACCACUGCCGGGCUUCGUGCUGUGGUAGAACAAAGAGACACAAGUGCCAGGGUUGUGGCACGCAAUUCAAACAGAGGCGAGGCCUUGAUAGCCACCUUGCAAAGAAGUGCCCAGCACUUCCACGAAAAACAAGGGCAUUUGUAGGCAUUUCAAGUACAGCAGAAGACAACUCUACUGUAGGCCAGGGAGGAUCCAAACAAGUUGAUGAGGGAGCAAAUGCCGAUCAGACAGAACUUCUUAAUCGGAAUUCCACAGAUUCAAACGAUCAGGAAUUUAAUCAGCAAGAGGAAGAACGUACAUCUCAUUUAACAAAAUGUAAAGGUUUUGUUCAUAAUGUUUUUACAGCCAGUGAAUCAGGACAGAAGCCAAGUAAAAUCCUGACAAAAAAGCUUUUGAAAGUUAAACUGACAAAGAAGCAGUUAUUAUCCAAUGGCAAGCAACGAAAUAUUCCACUGCAGACGUCCCUUUCCGCUAAAAAAGAUGGGAAAUUCAAAUGCAAGCUGUGCAAUUUUUCAUCAGUCCGGCUCACAACGGUUGAGCGACACCUCUCACACUGCAGAAAGAUCUCAAAGAAAAGAGGGAAUGAGAUCAUUCCAGAAGUGGGGGAUGAGUGGGAUCACGAGUCGGCCAGCGAAAGAGAGGACUCGGCUGAAGAGCACAAUGACAGAACUGGGAAAGUUUCAGAAAAACACAAAAUCUUCUCUUGUCCAAGCUGUGCAUUUAAGUGCAGUCAGAAAAGGGCAUUAGACAGUCAUGGAAAGAGAGGCUGCUUGAAGCCAGAUGAGGUCCAAUGCACCAUGUGUUCACUUGUAGCCAAAUCCCACAUUUCUUUGACCCGUCACAUCUUGUGUGUCCACAGCGAAAACAAAGUUGCUCUUGCUAAACGUGUGCAUUGCCAGCACUGUACUUUCACCUGUAAACAAGAACGAUGCAUGACACUGCAUGUCGCGCUCAAACACAAAGGUGCGCGACCUCACCGUUGUCGAUAUUGCCCUUUUAGCACCGCAAGGCGCUAUCGCUUGGAAGAGCACGAGUCUCUCCACACGGGAAUCGGUCGUCACAGCUGCGACGUGUGCGACAAGACCUUCGGGGCCGUGACCAAAUUGCGCCAGCACAAGAUGCGCAUCCACGACAAACGGCCGACGCACUUCUGCCCACUCUGUGACUUCAGCGGCUACACGCUCGACGAUGUGAGACGGCACAAUCUCAGGUGCCACACGGGGGAGUUGCAGCACGCUUGCACGCAUUGCGAGGCGAGGUUCAGUUCAGAAGUUGCGCUGAGAAACCACUGUAAACGCGCGCACCAGCUCCAGGUGCAUUUCUCGUGCAAGCAGUGCGACUACUCGUGUGGCAGCGAGGUCUCGCUGAAGACCCACAAGGAGAGCAAGCACCCUCAGGUAAAGUGCAACACAUGCCAGGAGUCUUUCAAGACGAAGGAGGGCCUUGAGAUUCAUCAGAGAACCCACCUGGCACAUCUUUGCCAGCUGUGCCCCUUCGGGACCAAAACAAGGCAGCUGUUAGCUCAACACCUUCUGAGCGAACACGAGGAGGGAUCUCCAGAGGACAAGCCUUUCAAGUGCAGCUCUUGUCAGUUUGCGUGUCGGCAUCAGCUGGUGUUGGAGCAGCACUUCCGUUCACACGGAGGCAAGCGCCUGUACAAAUGCACAGACUGCGAGUAUUCAACCCGGAACAAGCAGAAGAUCACGUGGCACAUUCGCAUACACACUGGAGAGAAGCCUUACAGUUGUGAGCAGUGCAGUUACACCUGCACUGAUCCGUCGAGGUUGAAGCUUCACAUGAGGGUUCACCAAGAAGAGAAGAAGUACCUUUGUCCAGAUUGCGGCUACAAAUGCAAGUGGGCGACUCAGCUGAAGUACCACAUGACCAAGCACACAGGGGACAAGCCAUUCGCCUGUGACGAGUGUGACUACCGCACUAACAGAGCGGAUGCUCUCCGCGCCCACCGGGACACGCAGCACUGCGACCUGCGGCCUUAUGUCUGCGAGAAAUGCGGCAAAGCCUUCAAGACUAGCUUCAUACUGAAGACCCAUCAGCGGCAGCACAGCGACGAUCGGCCGUACUCGUGCGGCCUGUGCCACAAGGCCUUCCGCUGGCCGGCAGGUCUCAGACAUCACUACCUCUCGCACACGAAGCAGCAACCUUUCUGCUGUCGCCACUGCUCCUACCGAGCCAAGCAGAAGUUCCAGGUGGUCAAGCAUUUGCGGAGGCACCACCCGGAGAUGUCAGUGGAGCAGGGCGUGGUGAGGGACUCUGAAGCGGUUAGCCUGACCCUGAAGGAGGCCUUGCAGGGGACGCUUGAUGAGAGAGCAGCAGAAGUGGAGGAGGAGGAAGGAACGGCCGACGAAGCACAGGCAGUAAAUGAGGAGGUUGUGCAAAGAGAGACAAACCGCUGAAGAGAGGGCACAAUAGAUGCAGUGGUCAUUUCAGAUUGUAGAUGGCAAUCAUUGCCAAAAGGAACAGUGAAAUAAAUAUCAAUAUGUAUAACUGACCACUUGAUUUUUACACUGUAAAAAGCUCAUAAAACUCAUCAGUGCAUGCUGAUGAGGGAGUGUGGAUUGAAAGGAAGGUGUGUUCUGUGAAAAGUAUUUUGAUAUUGGUUGUGAUUAAAAAAACUUUAAUAUUUAAAGUGAAUAAAUUAACUUCAAUGAGUCAAAAAUGUUUUGGAAUGACUGAAUGUUGAUCCAUUCCAAAAAUGCAUGUAUUUACAGACCCAUAUACAUACAGUACAUGUACAUUAUACACAUUACCUUGUGUAAUUAGUGCAUUAGUUAUUAGAAAUAACUCAAGCAGACACUUAAUCGUAGAUUAACCAUCAUAAUGCAAAGUUCUGAGUAAUUCAUAAUAGUAGGUUUAUAAUACUGGUAUUUGGCAGUUUUUUCACGUUCCGUUAUUACACUUUCAGUUAUAUCGGGUACUGUAACUUCCACAUAUACAAUAUAUUUAAAGGCAGACGGGUAUAUUUUUACAUUCUAGACAUGCAGUCAUCCUCCAUGUUACCUCAUUGCCCAGACAAUUCAAAAAACCUGAGGGCAAUAUCUCUAUAAAAAGUUGAAUUUAGUCUAGUUGGUCUAGUUUCUUGGUGAAUUUGGUAAAGGACAUGCAUCAACCCCAUUUCAUAAUGACUCUCUUUAACUGAUUCAAUCUAGUUGAAAAGAGUUCUCGAUUACAAAAAGUAAAUAUCUUGUUGAAGUGAAUAAUGCUGAGAAACAAAUAACUGAUUUCUGACACAUUACCCGCUGAUUGCUAUUUUAGAGGUGCAAUGGGUAUAUCCAAAAUUUGGCCAAACUGAUGAAAACCUUGAGAGACGGUCAAAAUAAACACUUAUCUUAUAAUCUUAACAUUUACAUUUAGCUUGCUUUGCUCAGUUUUAGCAAGACUGUAGUAGCAAGAAAACCACACAAAAACCAUAUAGCAAAUCCGUUUGGAAAGUUUUUCGGUAUGGUU